AUGCUGUUACUAUUUUCUUACACGAAUGCAAAUAAACAUUCAAAAUUUCAGUUUUUGUGAAGUGAAAAAAAAAAGUGAAGUGAAAAACUUCGAAAGAAGGGCGGAAUAAGUCAAAGACGACCCCUAGCUUCGCACUGAACACAAAAUUGAUUUACUUGUGAUCAAGAUGAGAAACACAUGCUUUUAACUUUUGUCAGAUAUGUCUCCACAGCAGAUAUGUCUCCACAUCCUUGACUUUUGUCAACAACAUAAUUGAAUUUAUAAAGACUUACGUUUUUUUUUAAUUUUUUUAUAUCUUGGUACCGGUUAAUAAAGCCAGUUCUUGCAUGUUGAUAUAAAAAGCGCAUCAGACUCGUUAAACUUGUGUUACCUUUUGUCUCUUUCUCCUCUGCUCGUACGACUUUGGAUUUCGAGACGGCGAGGAGAAUUCGUUUUCUAGGGUUUUUGAAUCCCCCCGCACAAGGAACAAAAAAAGAUGGGUCCUCUUGUCGGAGAGACCGAGCUUACCAAAGCACUCCUCCAAGCCGGAAACGAUCUACACAACCCUCGUUCUUCUACUGAUGCCAUCUUCCACCUUCUCAAUAAUGUGGAGUCUCUGCUCCUCGCUGUUGAACAAGAUCCUACUCUACAAGUGAGAAACGCCCUGAAACCGUCAACGCAGGCUUUGGUAUCUCCUGGUCUCUUGAGAAACCCUGAUUCUGAUGUUAGGGUUUACGUCGUCUCCUGCUUAACCGAAAUCAUGAGGAUCACUGCCCCAGAGGCCCCUUAUAACGAUGACCAAAUGAAGGAGGUCUUUGAGGUGACUGUAGAGGCAUUUGGAAAACUUGCGGAUGCUUCCUGUGACAGUUAUAAGAAAGCUGAGGCCGUGCUUGAUACUGUUGCUAAAGUCAGAUCAUCCUUGGUGAUGUUGGACUUGGAGUGCGAUGACCUUAUUCUUGAGAUGUUUCGGCAGUUUUUGAAAAUCAUAAGUCUAAGACCGGAUUGUCCUCAACCGGUACUUCUCUCAAUUGAAACGAUAAUGGUCACUGUUAUAGAAGAAAGUGAAGAAGUGUCCAUGGAUUUGCUCGAGAUUCUCUUGGGUCCUGUCAAAAAAGAGAGCCUGGAUGUCUCACCAGUGGCAUCGAGGCUUGUGGAGAAGGUUCUCAUUAGUUGCGCCUGUAAGCUUCGACCUGACAUCAUGGAAGCUUUGAAGUCCACAAGGAUUAGCUUGGACAUGUAUUCUCCUGUAGUUUCUUCAAUAUGCCAAAGCGAAGCUCCCACUACUGAAGCACACAUUGUUGGUAACCUCAAAGAAACCGAGAGGGAAGAAAAGGUAUCAGAAGAACAGGUAGUUCCAAGUAAUUCAUUGCAGGGAAAACUGGAUUUGGGACUUUCUCCUAAGGGGAUUAGGUCCAAGAGAACUGCAAGAGGUGGAGCUCGCGCCAAUGGAGAUGACAAUGUCAAAAAUGGAGACGGUUUGAAGAAAGGGCAAUCUGAAAGUACAGACGGAGAGAUUGAAACAGGGUCUACUAGGAAGAGAAAACCUAAUUCUCUGAUGAAUCCUGAGGAAGGCUAUUCAUUCAAGACGUCAUCAUCAAGCAGAAAGAAGGUGCAUGAAAAAGAACUUGGGGGCUCGUCGCUUGUAAAGCUGGCUGCCAAGAAAGCAUCUGAGCCAAGUAAAGUUGGUCAAACGAAUCAGUCAGUUGUUAUUUCUCUCUCACCUUCUAGUAAGGCUGGGAAGGGAUCACGGAAACGAAGCAGGAGCAAGAUGGAAGAGACAGAUCUUGAUGCAGGCUCUUUAGCUACACCAGCGUCAAAGAAACAGAUUGUGAAGAAAGAUGAUCCUGAAGAAAAAGAAGAUUUUAUGAAAACUAACCUUGAGAAGCCUGAAGAGAGCACUAAGCUUGCAAGUAAAAAGGAGAAAGCACAGAAGGGUUCAGCGAAAACAACUGCAAAGCAGCCAUUAGCAGAAUCUAAAAAGGAGAAAGCACAGGAGGGUUCAGCAAAAACAAUUGCAAAGAAACUACUAGCAGAAUCUAAAAAGGAGAAAACACAGAAGGGUUCAGCUAUAACAGCUGCAAAGAAGCCACUUGUAGAAUCUAAAAAGGAGACAGAACAGAAUGGUUUAGCGAAAACAUCUGCAAAGAAGCGACUUGAUGAAUCAGUCCACUCAGAUUCUAAGAAAAAGAAUUCAAAAGGUGCAAGCAUGGAUAUGCAGACUCCUGAGUCAUCAAAGAACAAGAAGAAGAGUUCUCGUGCAAUGACGCCUCCGGCCAAAGAAUCUGAACAAACUCUCAAGAGCCAUCCCAAGAGGAAACGGACAGCUAGAGAGGAAGUGGAGUCCACUAAGAGUGAGCUUGGCGAAGAGUUGGAGUUGGUUGGGAAGAGAGUUAAAGUCUGGUGGCCACUUGACAAGAAGUUUUAUGAUGGCGUCAUUAAGUCCUAUUGUAGUCUUACGAAGAUGCAUAAGGUGUCUUAUUCGGAUGGGGAUUCUGAAGAGCUUAAUCUUGAAAAAGAACGUUGGAAGAUAAUCAGUGAGGAAAAGGAGGAGAUUGAUCUACCUGAUUCUACUCCUUUAUCUGAAAUAAUGCGAAGGCAUAAAGCCAAGAAGAGGAAAAUUGCGUCUAUGAAUGUGGAGCCGAAAAGUUCUUCAGAAGUCAGAUUCUCGAAGAAGAAAGACCUUGUAGCAAACUCCACUAAACAAGGGAAAGUAACCAAAGAAGGGGUGAAGGGCGGAAGCAAUGAACCAGAAAGGAGGGAAGAGAUAGACCUAAAAUUCUCAGAAGAUUGUGAUGAAAAGGAGGAAUCUGAAACCAAGGUUGAAGACGGUCUUGAAAUGGGGGAAGAAUUAAAUGCAGAGCCUGAAUGUAAGAGAGAUCACCAAGAACUGCCUGAGGAUUCUAAUGCAGAAGCCAAGUCUGAUGGAGAAGAGCUGAAGUCUGCAGAGGCCGAAACUGAUGGAAAAGAGCAGGAGGAGGUAGAGAAUGAGCCAACUGCAGAACUCAACACUGAUGGAGAAGAGCGAGAGUCAGCGAUAGAGACAAAUGAAGAACCUGAAACAGUGGUACAAGUGCGAGAAUCAGCAAAAGAGCCAACUCCAGACGCAAAGUUGAUUGAGGAGGAUGUUUCUGAGGAGAAGGAGACUGGUAAAGUCGAAAAUGAAGCUGAAGAUGAGGAACAGAAAAUAGUUGAGGAACAGGAAGAAAAGGCUGAUAAAGGAGAAGGUUGUGGUACUAUUCCUGUUUCAGGUUGAUAGAUCCAGGAGAAAAAGAUGUCGUUUUUGUGGUGUACCUAUUAACUUUCGUGUUUAGUAAAAGCUAGCUGCUAGUCUAGAGACGUAGUGUUACUGUUAGUAGAGUCUUCUGACAUAUUUCUUAUUAUGAAAUCAGUUUGGUGACGUACA
Molecule: messenger RNA, 3382 nt
Organism: Raphanus sativus (radish)
Lineage: Eukaryota; Viridiplantae; Streptophyta; Magnoliopsida; Brassicales; Brassicaceae
Product: sister chromatid cohesion protein PDS5 homolog E-like
Exons: 15
Coding region: 476-3232 (918 amino acids)
Biological process (GO): DNA repair; mitotic sister chromatid cohesion
Cellular component (GO): nucleus; chromatin
Source: RefSeq, a predicted model, not a curated record